AUGACACCAGGACCCAGAAGAUUUGUACCACCUCCAAGCAGCACACCGAGCUCAUCCGUACCGCCAAAUCCGUCAAAUCGUUUCGUUCGUCCAUCCCAACCAUCCAGUUCGCCUUUUCCACGGACACCGUUCUCCAACGCUGCUCGUAGUGCCGCAGAGGAUGAGAUCGAGGCUGAGGAUCUUGAGGAUGCAGACAUUGACUUGAGCCACGAUCUAGCUCCCCGGAGUCAAUGGACUCAAACGUCACAGCAUAGGAAGGCGGGAGACAUCAUUCAUCCUAGCAGUGAUGAAGAUGAUCACUUGCAUGUCGAGGGGUCAAGACAAGGUCGUAAUAAAAAUUUUUCUGCAUUAUCUGAUGACGCGGCAUUGCGAACAACCGCGAAACGUCGUAAGACAUCCCAUGUGAAUAGGGCUUUCGACGAGACUGACACAGAUCUCAUAAACUCGUCGUCAGGAACACCUCUUGCGGCAGAUGAUCAAGGUCUACCUAAUGAGCUCGACGAACCAGAUCAAACAGUUCAGACGCCAGAACACGAUAUCGAUUUCGAAGUGCCAAGUUCACCGACCUCCUCUGAUAUUUCUCCUGUGAAAGACUUCGAAACACCCAAACACCGCUCAUCUCGCUUCUAUCCUUCCAGAGCUCCUCCAAGCCGAUUCGAUGCCGCAUCUGCUCAACUGCAUCAAUCAGGAACACACGAUCUACCACUUCCAUCGUUUCAGUCUCGUCUUCUAUCCUCUACAGCGUCACCCCGACCGCAUGUUCGUGGUCCACAUCCAUCGAUAGACUAUACAUUACCGGACGCAUUCUCGCCCUCCAGAAGACGCGGUGGCACGGACUACAUCCACGGUGGACAUGCAGAAACAGUAAGAGGAUGGGUGCUAGAUGUUGCUGCUCAAGCAAUCGGAAGUCCUUACAAACCACUCCCUAAGUCUGCACGCCAUGACCUGGAAACGGGCCAUCAACAUAACGUCGCGGAGCAGGAAAUCGUUACCGAAGUAUUACUGCAAAGUCCUGAAAGUGAUUUCGCGCUUGUCAGCACUAUCCCAGCUGGAAGUGUAAGCAGUGGCAGUCCAGAUAAACCAGGGCUGAGGAUGCUGAUCAACAGCACUUCUGGACCUUCGUCUCAUCUAGACCCAGACUCAGCAUCGAGGUUAGGACAGCUUCAGCCAGGCAAUAAGAUUGUGAUAAAAGGUGGUGGAGCGAUGGGAUGGAACUUGGAGCUGACACGUGACAACGAUGAUGAGCUCUACCUUGAUCAAAGUUCAGUCUAUCAGGUUGCGGUACUGUGGGAUAUCGUCCAAUAA
Messenger RNA from Lithohypha guttulata, 1305 nucleotides. RefSeq lists its product as uncharacterized. The record is from RefSeq and is a predicted model, not a curated record. The coding region runs from base 1 to 1305 and encodes 434 amino acids. The transcript is spliced from 2 exons. Lineage: Eukaryota; Fungi; Ascomycota; Eurotiomycetes; Chaetothyriales; Trichomeriaceae.